Suillus fuscotomentosus is the source of this 396-nucleotide messenger RNA. RefSeq lists its product as uncharacterized. Lineage: Eukaryota; Fungi; Basidiomycota; Agaricomycetes; Boletales; Suillaceae. The transcript has 3 exons. The record is from RefSeq and is a predicted model, not a curated record. The coding region runs from base 1 to 396 and encodes 131 amino acids.
AUGUCAUCCGAUUUCUUCCGCUUUGGUGAUCCCAUGGGCAAAGAUAGAGAGGCAACACAUUUCAACUUGCUGAGAGUGACGGCAGACUCCUUGAGUGUGGGGGAUAAGAGGUUUAAAAUACGGGUGGAAUUGCACGUCAGAAUGCCUGUUUGGGAGAAAGCUGGAGACCCUACUCAGCUUGGUGGUGAGUUCGUCCUCAGGCCAGGAAUGACAGCAUCGUAUGCGCACCGAAUGCGAAGUCGCAGCUCACAUGCGCCUAUCGUUCGGGUGCUCACAGCUGCAGGGGUGCAUGUUUAUCUCCGUAGUGAGAAGCCAAAAUCUGUCAUCUCAUCUGAUCCUGCCGGCCAGGCCUCUCUUGUCCUUGAGGUGGAUGAGGAACAAUGGAUGGAGGAGUGA